Messenger RNA from Trypanosoma rangeli, 1491 nucleotides. Its product is annotated as putative mucin-associated surface protein (MASP). NCBI's taxonomy places the organism in Eukaryota, Euglenozoa, Kinetoplastea, Trypanosomatida, Trypanosomatidae. Gene Ontology annotation, molecular function: protein binding. The transcript has a single exon. The record is from RefSeq and is a predicted model, not a curated record. Bases 1 to 1491 code for a protein of 496 amino acids.
AUGCGGUUUUCUCCUGCUGUCUUGGUUAUUGUGGUAUCGCUGGUGUUUGUUAACUGGAGCACCGCCACGGCGCUUUGCCCAUCCAAUGGCAAUACGCACGUCAUCUACGUGACCUCCAACAUGGGUGACAAUAUCUGGGCCUUUGACACUGCGGGUCACUACAUUGGCCUUGUACUAAACAAGAGUUCUUUUCCUUUUCGCGUUGAGAAGCUUCGGGACAUGAAGUUUGGUCCUGGGAAUCAUCUCUACGUUACUAGUGCACGCGGAACGUACAGCCGUGUCUUUGCCGUGUCCGGAAAUGGUCUGCUUAACCGCACGCUUAAUGAGUGGUGCACUCGGAACUAUCUCUUUACCGUCACUACACAAAGCAGCAAGAACCCGUUUCUGGAUCAUCCGUACGCGGUGGCAUUCCACCCAUUGGACGGCUCUCUCUUUGUGUCUAACCAAAACUCUGUCACGGUUACAAAGUACAAACGGGUUGACUCGGAGAAAGGUAUGUUUCCGCGAUGGGAGCCGGUCCGCAACGUGGCGCAUGCUCUCUCCAAUGUAUCGGAGCUAGACAGCGUUCCAGCGAAUGCCGGACUGUUUGCAUCCUCAUGGAGCAAUGAGUAUUCGAUGCUCUCCGUGCGCGGGUUGGCCUUAUCACCGCCGCUUCCACGUGCCCUUAUAGAGCAGGCCGCUCCGGCCGGAUAUUACUCGACGGUAAGAGGACUCGCCUAUUACGUUGUAGUGUGUGACAUCGCGGCUGACCGCCUCCACGUCUUUCUUGCGCAAACGGGUGAGCAUCUUUUUUCCAUACCUGUUUCAUCACCCGUGCAGGUUCUUUUCCCUUCGCGUUAUGAGAAGCCCAUCAAGACGCCCACAUCGUACUUUGAAAUCCCAUACGUUUAUGUGACGAGUAAAGAAGAUGGCUCAGCGUUCCUCGUUCCGUUGGUUGCCCCACCUCGCUCUGCCGACAUGACCCAUCUCAUCAACCCCCAGGAACGGGCGAGGACAUACCGCAUCACAAAGCAGGUUCCACACCGCUCCUUAAGUGGCAUCUAUGAGAACCCGUCACACGAGAUGCUGCUAAUAGCGGAUCGUAUAGGUCGAAGGAUCUCAACGUAUGCCUCACCGUUUUUGAUAAACAAAAAAGAAGCUGAGCCGUCCCCCUUUCUUGGGCAUUUCACUUCCCAACUUCCAGACCAGCCGGAGUUCAUCCUGUCGACUAUGGUGGAGCAACAAAGUUCGAUACCCUUCUGUUAUGAGCUUAGUGAAGACGGUUCCUUUCGUUACGUCGCCUUAUGCACAGCGGGGUACAUGUGGGCAUUGGGAAUACUCUUUAGCUUUCUCGUCGCCGUCAUCUUUUGUGUCUUGCGUAAGGUGCGUCGCUGCCAGGAGUGGAGUAGCAAAUACGGAAAGGAGGCAGUGCAAAUUCCAACUAACACCACUGCAGAAGAAGCACCGUUGGUGGAUGAAAAGCAUGUGGAGGGCUACGGCACAGCCAAUUGA